ACUAAACAGUUAACACACAGUAGAAAGAGAUGGAACCAGAAGAAGAGAAAGGUACGAGUACUAGCGAAGCUAAAGGAGAACUCGGAGAAGAAGUAGAAAAAGAAGAACAAAGGAAAGGCGACGAUGGGAGGUUCAUAAACCAACUCCUCUCCAACUUACCUAAGACAAGAGAGAUUGAUCACGACAAGGUAUGUUUUGGUGAAGUAAAGGAUGAAGGGAAGGAAGAAAAAGAUGGAACAAAGCACGAUGUGAAGGUAGAGUCGGGUGGUGGACUAGUCAACAAUCUCAUCUCCACCUUUCUCCAUAAAAGUGAAACUGGAACAGAAGAGAACGAGAAUAAGAAGGAAGUGGGUAAAUUAGAAGAAGCAGAGAGCACUGGGCUCAUCAACAAUUUCAUCUCCAACUUGCCCUCGCUUCCAGAUGAUCAUGUGCCAGCGACUGAUGAGGCAUCCAUUCUCAUUCACUCUAUCAUCCAUGACUAAGGAGUAAGUAAAAUCUCUGCAGAUCACAAUGCAACG
Molecule: messenger RNA, 518 nt
Organism: Nelumbo nucifera (sacred lotus)
Lineage: Eukaryota; Viridiplantae; Streptophyta; Magnoliopsida; Proteales; Nelumbonaceae
Source: RefSeq, a predicted model, not a curated record